Messenger RNA from Peniophora sp. CBMAI 1063, 1149 nucleotides. The record is from the annotation of a GenBank genome assembly. Lineage: Eukaryota; Fungi; Basidiomycota; Agaricomycetes; Russulales; Peniophoraceae.
AUGUCGUCCCUCCCACCCGGGCUCAUUCCUAAUGCUUUCAACCUGCCGACGGGAAUCACGAUCUCCAAGGACUUCUUCAUCGCAUCCCUAACACUGGCGUUCUGGGAGAUUCUAAUUCUUACUCCAAAGCUCCUGCAGCUUGCGACGUCAAGAAGAGAGUGGCCAGCGCUCAAAAUUCUGGUCAUUAUUUUACUCUUACUACUGUUCCCUCAAUGCAUUACGCUGGCUAUCGCAACGUACGAUUCAAGGCUUCCACGCAAUUUUUGCCACAGAUUCUACCUCUUCGAACCCAUAUGGUCUGCUUGCGUGCUCGCGCUUUGCUCAGUGGUACAUAUAAUACGAUUGACCGCUGUCUAUGACCGCUCUCGGCGCAUACUGUGCAGCAUGUCGGCGUUUGGUGUCGUCCAGGUCAUCUUGACGGCAGCCUGCAGUGCAUUCUUCCGUCCCUUACCCUUGUUAGAGGGCCAGGGCUGUGUCACUGUCCCGAAGGCAAAUUGGGUCGGGACGUUCUGGGUGGUGGUGUUUGGGUUCUAUCUCACAUCGUUUGCGCUGGCAUUGACUCGUGCAUUGCAAUCUCUGCAGCUCAGAAGGGUCCCCUUGGUGAAGCUGAUUUAUCGAGACAGCUUGCAGUUGUACCUCGGCAUUGCCAUAAUGAACGUUGUCAAUGUUGCUCUGUGUUUCGCACUUCCUUUCGACAUAGAAAGAUUCGCGGUGAAGACGGUGGCAAACAUGAUGACGACGGUCGUUACCACCACCUUUACUGUGCGCAUCAUUCUUGCGGCCGCAGAGCGCGGUUCUCUUGGCCACGGCGGUGUUUACUACGUGGGUCGCCCUAUCAACGUGAAGACCCCGGUCGACAUCGCACCCCCAUCCUCGACCGUAUUCAACCUACGACCGCCUACGACAGCUCAUGAUGUCUCGGAUGAGGAACGCGCUGAGGAUGGGAAGCGUUGGGAGGCUACUGAUACCGACGAUGCUCUGCCGAGCGUCAACAAGUCCAUGGAUCACACGAGUGCAGAAGUGGACGGUUCCCCACAGGCGCCUAGACUGGGUGGCGACGAGCAACAGGAUGAAGGCUUGCCCGUACAGGUUCAAGUCCAUGUGGCAACUGAGCUCGUGAUCCGCGAUGACCGAUGGCAACCAGUUUGA